AAUCGGAAGUCGCCCGCUGUUGCGAAUAAAUGGCUGGCCCGAGUCCGUGAAAACAUCCUGCGGGAGCGACAGAGAGGAAGACCCGGCCGGAGACAUGACGGUGGAGGCGAGCGCCAGCGACACGAGUGGAGCUGCCACAGUAAACAGGAGCAGCAGCAAACAGGAGGGCCCUGGCGGACUGUGGGACUCUGUGAAGAAAGCUGCGUUUGUAAUUGGAUCUGGAAUCUUUUUCUUGGCUGCAUUUGGCAACUCACUGACAUGGCAUCUUCAGAGAUUCUGGGGAGCUUCAGGAGAUUUCUGGCAGAACUUGUGGACCAAGCUGUACUUGGCAUUUGAAGGCCACGAUGCUGCUUUGUUCUUCUUAGGGACAAUGUUGAUCCCCACUCUGGUGUUUUGGGGGUCGAAUGCUCUGCUGCUGUUGGUGGACACCACUGGUAAACCCUCCUUCAUCACCCGCUACCGCAUCCAGGUGGACAAGAAUAACCCGGUGGAUCCGGUGAAGCUUCGCCACGCAGUGAGGGUCGUCGUCUUCAACUAUGUGUGCAUCUCAGGGCCCAUGGUGGUGGCGGCGUACUACCUGAUGACCUGGACAGGGAACCCCUGUGGGCCCGAGCUGCCCACCUUCCACUGGGCCCUGAUGGAGCUGGCUGUCUUCGCCAUCUCAGAGGAGCUCCUGUUCUACUACUCACACAGGCUGUUCCACCAUCCCGGCCUCUACAAGCACUUCCACAAACAGCACCAUGAGUGGACAGCUCCCAUUGGAGUCAUCUCCAUCUACGCCCAUCCUCUGGAGCAUGUGAUCUCCAACAUGCUGCCGGUGGUGGUCGGACCUGUGAUCCUGGGCUCCCACCUGGCCACCACCUCCCUCUGGUACUGCGUGGCUCUGGUCAGCACCACCAUCUCCCACUGUGGAUACCACCUCCCCUUCCUGCCCUCCCCGGAGUUCCAUGACUUCCACCACCUCAAGUUCAACCAGUGUUUCGGGGUCUUCGGUGUGCUGGACCGGCUCCACGGCACCGACACCAAAUUCAAGCAGACCAAGCAGUAUGAACGCCACAUCCUGCUCACAGGCCUCACCCCGCUGACCGAGAGCAUCCCUGACUCACCCAAGAAGGGCCAGUGAUGACCUGCGACCCCUGACCUCUAACCUCAGGACCAGGCCUCGCCAAGUUUGGGGAAUAUCCCCACGAUGUGUAGAGACAAAAUUUCCAAUCAACUUUAUAAUGACGAUUAGAUUUCUGUUAUUUCAAUCCAGAAAACCUGUUGGAUCAGUUUCAGACUGUGAAAGUCUCAGCUGCACUUGAUAUUUUUCCGAGUAGAAAAAUUGUGCUUGCACUUAACCAGAUGAGCAGUUUUAAAUGUUUAGAGUCUAAGUUCACUGUUGAUGUAAUAAUUGUAAACCUGUUUCCUCUCGUGACUUCAUCCUUCUGUGACCUGGGAAGACUUAUUUUAGCUCCCGGUUGACUCAUUGAUUGUAAUAUCGCAGAGAAGUCAGUAGUUCAGGGUUAUCUGGUAACAUCCUAUGAAAGAAGCCCAUAAUAUAUGAAGUUAUGCGUGAUGAAAAAAAUUGAAUACUCAGGAUAAUUUUAAAAAAAAGAGUAAUUCAAAAUUUUGACUUACCAUUUUUUAAUUUUAUUUUGAUCAUGACUAACUUUUUUAUGCAUUUGCUUAAUAAUUUCAGGAUUUUGAAUUUCAGGAUUUUAUUCGAAAUUAGAGCCAAAUCUCACAAAUACCUUGUUUACGGGACAGUUCCCUGCUCAGGUAGAUUUCAGAAUUUGGUCGUUGAUGUGAGUGAAAACAAAUAAAUCCACUUCAGUUACA
Messenger RNA from Xiphias gladius (swordfish), 1821 nucleotides. RefSeq names its product fatty acid hydroxylase domain containing 2 (gene faxdc2). The coding region runs from base 95 to 1123 and encodes 342 amino acids. Gene Ontology annotation, biological process: sterol biosynthetic process. NCBI's taxonomy places the organism in Eukaryota, Metazoa, Chordata, Actinopteri, Istiophoriformes, Xiphiidae. Gene Ontology annotation, molecular function: iron ion binding; C-4 methylsterol oxidase activity. The record is from RefSeq and is a predicted model, not a curated record. The transcript has 9 exons.